Paraphaeosphaeria sporulosa is the source of this 1033-nucleotide messenger RNA. RefSeq lists its product as uncharacterized. The record is from RefSeq and is a predicted model, not a curated record. The transcript has a single exon. The coding region runs from base 307 to 942 and encodes 211 amino acids. Lineage: Eukaryota; Fungi; Ascomycota; Dothideomycetes; Pleosporales; Didymosphaeriaceae.
CUCAGGGGCUACGGCUUGCCAUCAAAUUAGCACCGGCAUUUGUUCUUCCUGCCUAAGUGCUCUCUGCUAGCGCUUUUUUGCCUAGUUAGACACGAACGCGUCCUACCAGGCAGGCAUGCCGAAUACGAGGUUAGGGAAACUACAUAUCUAUCCAAACUCCGCCGACUAACAAAAAACACAGGACAUUUGAUUUAGCGCUUUGAGAACUUUGUUACAGCCAUAAUCAUUGUGUCGACUCGUUUAACAGAUUUUGUGCCACAUCUCCCAAGAGAAAACAAGUCGCCUAGAGGCUGAGAAAGAGAUUCCAUGUCAGAGUCUGAAAUAUCCAGCCAUGCAAGCUCAGAUAACGGGUCCGACGAUUCGACUAUCGAAGUGCAGACUGAAAAGCUCCAAGAAUACACGCAACAGAUAAGAGAGAAGCUUAAGCCAGGCUUUAUGACCCAGGAGGAGCUUGUGGGCUUCGGAGCAGACCUGAUCGCGGCCGACAAUCACGAUGGAGAUGCAGAGGACUUGGCGGAAGCCAUCGUCGGGCAGCUGUGGGAAGAGCGUCUAGAAGAGGAAAAAUCGUGGCCUGCAGAGACAUCUCACGAUCGCCUAGAGCGAGCUUUCAACAGACUGGAAGCGCAAGGGAUCACGGCGGCGAUGAAUUUUACCUGCUGCAGAUCUUGCGGAUUCGAAGAGAUUGGCGAUGUGGCUAACGAGGGUGACCACGCGUUCGUUUUCUUCCACCAGCAGGAUGCGGAGCGCCUGGACGGGGAGGAUUGCGAUCUCUAUCUUGCCUUUGGCGACCAUGAAGACGAGUCCCGCGCUGCAGCCGAGAAAGCUGGCCGAGAAGUGGUCCAGUUGCUACGCGAUAAUGGGCUCGAUGUUCAAUGGGAAGGGAAUGCGAAUAGUAGGAUUGUGGUGCACUUCGACGUCUGGCAGAAACGGCUGGAACAAUAAUGUGAGCGAGGUUAGGAAAGAGCAACACAACGAUUCUGUCGAUAGCGGGACCCUGAUGGAUGGAAGUUGCUUACUCUAAUAAAUUGGGGAC